GCUCCCCUAAAAACCUACCCCGUAGUAUAGCUGUAAUCAUGCAUGAGACCUUAAAGCCCUUGGGGCGAGGAAAAUUACUUGCCAAGCGGGAAAUAUAAGUUUCUUAAAGAGACCCACAAAUACAUUGGCCACGUUUUCUGCCAUAGGCUGAAGGUGACCAGAACUAGGAGUUCCGAACUCCUCUGCACUGAUAACGGCUACUGGUGCGGACUGAACUCUCUUGACAACAUUCUCGUCUCGCUUAGGCUAGAUGCAUGUGUCAGUGUUCCUCUCCAACAAUCAAGCUGCACGAGAAAACAGAACAAAACUACUGGCGCUCCAACAGGUAGAAAACAGUGACCAGCGAUGAUGUAACUGAAACGGAGUGCGUGCUACUGCUACUUUUUGCUGGCGAGGAUGACACGGCCUUUGGGCUUCAAAAAAUGGCGAAUAUCUAAUAAUAUGGACACUAGGACUUUAGAGGUACUUGCAAAGGAGGUGAUUGCAAACUUGCUUUCAUACCCCCAUCUUUAACGUCCUCUCGCAGUUUUAAACUCGGAAUCUCUCGUCUUCAUGGGGUUUCUUUUAUAUCCUGUUCUGGGUUGUGGUUGUGUUGAGUCUUAGUUCUUCGAGUGGUGUGUUAGCGGGACUAGUAACUGGUCGCAAGGAUAAGCUUUGCUGGUUCAUGUUUUCAUGCUUUCUUGGCAAGAGAUUGAGGGGUUUCAAUCAAUAAGCCUUCUGCGCCUUUCCGUAUAGAAAACAGGAAGGAAACGUGUUGAGAGAUGAAAUCAGCUGGCAGAUCAUCUUCAUGCUUGAUGCGGCUCUCGUAGAAUUCUUCUUGCGAGUCGCGACUACAAACCAGUUCUUGUAAUGGGACGCAGGCGCUGCAUGCUGUAGUUGGAUGGUUAGAAAUGGAUUAUUCUUAGUGACGAAAAUUUAGACAGACUGAUGAGAAGUAGGACCAGAGAUGUGAGGACGAGACUUUUAGGACCCCCGACGGCGACUGGGGUAGUGCCUCUCGGCAGAAACCCGAGCCUUUGGUGAGAUGAUUGUGUAGGUCAAACAGUUCGUGUUUAUGUGUUAUCAUCGUCGUCGUAUUUUCUUUUACCUCGCUUCUUCAGCCUUGAGACCUCUCAAUAUUAUCUUCGUGCUCCGCUGGAUCACAUCCAACCCUGCUUCACGAGUCGAACGACUUUUACAUUUAAAAGCUUGUGUUGAAGAACAGUAGGAGGGCGAGUGGGAUGAAGGAUCAUUGAAUCGUGAUUUCAGCAAUUCAUGUCACCAAGGUCUGCCUAAUGGAUUCUCACUAGUUUACACGAUAAGCUAAGUGGACAAGGGCACGGCUGCAAUUGUUCGUCGAUUUUGGAUAGUUUUAUAGAGUGCUCAUGGGGUUUUUACCACGUCGAAUAUAGAACCGUGAGCUGCAUAUUGCAGGAUACCUGGCCUGAAAUCUGGCAGGAUACGAUUGCUUCUGACUUAGUUUGGGCACGAUGUGGAGGUCAGUGCAGGCUGUUAGAGCCGGAAAGUAUGUAGACUCCAAGGAAGACGAUGAUGAUCUUGCAGCCAAAACUAAGCAUUUUCGAAGCGAUGAUUCAGUAUGGAUUCGAAAGGGCUUUGUUGUCGCCAGCGUCGCCCUCUUUUGCCUUUUUCUCCUCACUGGAUUUCUCUCAAGGACAAGAUUGACUUCUGAGCCCUCUAACGUUUUCAAGUAUGUAGAGGCUUUCAAUUCUGAAGUGCUCGAGUCCGGCUCCGAAUCGGAGCCCGAGGAGCCUGGUUCAGAUUCAUGGGAAUUAAACGACCACUUAGAGGCAAGUAAACAGGUCGGAUGCCACAAGGAUUCUGCUAAGCUUAAAGUUUUUUUGUACGACCUGCCGCCUAAGUUCCACUACGGCAUGAUCCCUGAAUUCACACCCGAAGAGAGCCAAAUCUGGCCGCGGAACGUGAGCAAUAUACCUCGGUACCCCGGCGGAUUGUAUCAGCAGCACAGUCCUGAGUAUUGGCUUAUUUCGGAUUUGGUCACCUCCGACAUGCCCGAGCGUUCAACGCCAUGCACCGCCUUCCGGGUUAAAAAUUGGCAGAUCGCGGACGUGAUACUUAUCCCAUUCUUCGCGUCUCUGAGCUACAACAAGUAUAGUAGGCCAGCAGUCCGAGGAAGAAAGAAAAUGGACAGAAAUCAGGAACUUCAAGUGAAUUUACUCUCGUUUCUGAGAUCCCAGCCGGCGUGGCGAGCUUCCAACGGCGCAGACCAUGUGCUCAUAAUCCAUCACCCCAAUGCUAUGGUGUACAAGCGGGAGCAGUUUCGAAGCGCCAUGUUUGUGGUGGCGGAUUUCGGACGCUACGACGCGGAAGUGGCGAACAUUGCUAAGGACGUGGUCGCGCCAUACAAACACAUCAUACCAAAUUUCGACGACGAUAUCGACUCCGUAUCCUCGUUCAAUACCAGAACUACUUUACUGUUCUUCCAAGGUGCGAUCGUGCGCAAGGAAGGCGGUAUUAUCCGGCAGAAGCUGUACGAGCUUCUGCGAGACGAGUCCGACGUCGUGUUCGUUAACGGCACAACUACAAGCGCCGGAAUCCGCAGCGCUACGAGUGGGAUGCGGCAGUCGAAAUUCUGUCUCCACAUGGAGGGCGAUACGCCGUCUUCCAACCGUCUUUUCGACGCAGUUGCCAGUCAUUGCGUGCCGCUGAUCGUCAGCGACGACAUUGAGCUCCCCUUCGAGGAUGUUAUCAACUACACCGAAUUUUGCCUGUUCGUGAACUCUUCAGACGCGCUGCGCAAGGGCUUUUUGACCAAUUUGUUACGUAAUUUUGGUGAGAAGGAAUGGACGAGGAUGCAUGACCGCAUGCGCGAGGUGCAAAAGCAUUUUGAAUACCAGUUGCCUUCAGAAAUAGGCGACGCGGUGCAAAUGACGUGGGAGGCCAUCGCUCGCAAGGUGCCAGCUCUUACUCUCGCCCGCAACAAACGCCGUCGCUAUUCUAGGUCCGAAUUAGUCUCUUAAAUUUACUUCCCCUCAGGAAAAAGAAAAUGUGUAUCAUAACCUUCAGGUAUCAAUUCCGUGCGUAGAACCCACUAAUUUAUCCAGGAUUGCUAACAUCAUAAUUCAAUCAGUUUUAACUUUCCUGUUAAGCAAUCAGAAUUUAUUUCAAUGAGGUUGGAACAAUUUUCUCUCACCAGCAGAAUUACGUCACAAUGUGCACAGCAGGUCUGAGAGUAUCUCAUCAUAGUCCAGUAGUUAGAUAUGACUCAUACACCAUUAAUUUUUUCGAAAGGGAGUUGUAAAUGGUGAUGUAUGUGCAUAAGCGUAACAACUUCCCAACCUCUCCGCUGCCACUAUUACUAGCGGUGGAUGAGUUUGCGGAAAACGAAAUUCUCUAACUUCAGUUACUAAGAGCAUCUUUGCUUUAGAGCAUUUACACAACCUCCCGGGUCACGAUUAAGAUUGAUCCGGGUUUCAGGCUUGGUCAAAUGCGAUUAGGUGGACACCGUUGCACAAAGGAAUGCAAGAUAAUUAGUCAUGUCCAUGUUAUUUACGCAAUCCGAUGCGAAGGCUGCCUCUCUCUCUGAUGCGAAGCUGCAGCUCCCGUGUCCCCUCUAAUGUCAAUGUCCAGGUGAAGGAUGAGGCACAAAAUCCGCAUCAUCCACACCAUAAUGAUCCCAGACCUCCUCAAUGAUUUGCGACUGCGUUCGAUACUGCGAUAUGCUUCAAAGGCUGCCAUUUCGAUCCAACCACCACUGCGCAACCACCGGGUCAAAGCCCUUCGAUGUGGAGGGUUUGAGUAGCGGCAUUUAUCUCGAUCUUUACCGCUAGCGAAGGAUCUUACACGUGCACCUUGAAAGGGCACUGUGAAUCAUACGAGCCUGCCAUUUACUUGGUUUACACCAGAUCCUUGCUUGACUGCUCCGUUGCCAGAGCUGUGUUGGUUUUCCUUCAACAUCAUGUAAUUAUUUCGAUAAACCCUAAAACCUGAAUAGGUGCAGUGGAAUGCCACACGAGGUUGAAAUAGUUUGACUUCGGUCCACAUUUCUCCCUCACCAUCCUGUAAGCGGCCCACACAUUUCCCAUACUUGAGGCUUUUCUGGGUCUUUCUUUUUCCCCUUAUUUAAAAGUAUUAUCCGGCUCAAUGCCUCAAGCUACAAGGCUCCGCUGAGGACAAAUACAGCACUGAUAUGCACAAAAUAGCACUCACAAGCACUCACAGUAAGUUUAAUAAAAACUUGGCAUCACAUGGCACUAACAUGUAACACUGGCUACGAGAACAGAUAAGACUCACCACCCACUUUUCCGGAUGUCGUUUGCCUUGGUCCCCGGGAAUCAAAUGUGGGUUGUGAGGCAGACCUCCGGCAUGGAGUACUUGGCAAUUGUUCUGGAGAUGUUGGACUCGACAUUCUGGGCACACGUCGACAACAGCACACAAGAGAGAGAUACCUUUCCAGAUUCACCGGGACGAGAUGUCCUGCCAUGUGUCGGAACAGUAGCAUGCCAGUGGAUACAUCGCCAGUGCAUGCUUCGCCAUGCUACUUUUCCGGGCUCUCCAUGCUAGCAAUCCGUAGACAUGCAGAUCUGUCGUUAGGCAUGCAACUGCGUAUGUUCAUCAAAUUCUCUUGAGCCUGACAGUGGUGUGAUCA
Molecule: messenger RNA, 4606 nt
Organism: Physcomitrium patens
Lineage: Eukaryota; Viridiplantae; Streptophyta; Bryopsida; Funariales; Funariaceae
Product: putative arabinosyltransferase ARAD1
Molecular function (GO): glycosyltransferase activity
Source: RefSeq, a predicted model, not a curated record